Mytilus trossulus (common blue mussel) is the source of this 2422-nucleotide messenger RNA. RefSeq names its product dihydroorotate dehydrogenase (quinone), mitochondrial-like. Gene Ontology annotation, biological process: 'de novo' pyrimidine nucleobase biosynthetic process; pyrimidine ribonucleotide biosynthetic process. Lineage: Eukaryota; Metazoa; Mollusca; Bivalvia; Mytilida; Mytilidae. The coding region runs from base 89 to 1393 and encodes 434 amino acids. Gene Ontology annotation, molecular function: dihydroorotate dehydrogenase activity. The transcript has 10 exons. Gene Ontology annotation, cellular component: mitochondrial inner membrane; cytoplasm. The record is from RefSeq and is a predicted model, not a curated record.
UUUACAUGUUCUUGAGUUUUAUAACAUCAAAAAAUGACUUUGGGUUAACUUUCUCCGUGUAUCACAGUUAUAAAUAACAAAUACUGAGAUGAGUGGAGCAGCUAAGAAAGGUCCUGGUAAUUUGAAAUUGCUGAAAGAUGCCUUUUUUAUUACAACUGGUGGCACUGUUAUGUUUGCUGGACAUCAGAUAUAUAAAGGAAACGAGAAGUUUUAUAAAGAGUAUGUAAUGCCAUUUUUCCAACUGUUUGAUGCUGAAACAUCUCACAAGAUGGCAGUGAAGGCAGCAAAGUAUAAACUGGUACCUAAAUCAAAGAUAACACCACAUCCAGUGCUGGCUUCAAGGGUAUUUGACAGAGAUUUUCCUAGUCCAGUAGGGUUAGCUGCAGGUUUUGACAAAGAUGGGGAAGCUGUCGAUGGCAUGUUAAAAAUGGGAUUUAGUUUUGUUGAAAUCGGCAGUGUCACACCUAACCCACAACCUGGUAAUGAGAAACCUAGAGUAUUCAGACUCAAAGAGGAUAAGGCAGUUAUAAAUAGGUAUGGUUUUAAUAGUGAAGGUCAUGAUAAAGUUUAUAACAGACUCAAAGUUCGAGAAGUAGAGCCUCCUGUUGUUGAGUUACUACCCCACUUUCCACAAAUGAGUGAAGAGAGAAACAUGUUAAAUAUAAAUCUAUGGACAGACACCACUGUCCCAGAUGAUAUAAGGCUCCUUAAAGUUCCCGGCAUCAUGGGUGUAAACCUGGGUAAAAACAAAACCUCGUCUUAUCCCGUGGAGGACUAUGUACAAGGUGUAAGAAAGUUUGGUAAAGUGGCUGAUUACCUCGUCAUAAACAUAUCUAGUCCUAAUACUCCAGGCUUACGAGCUAUGCAAGGGAAAGAUAUGCUAGAUACACUGUUAGAAAAAGUAUUAUCAGAGAGAGAUCAUAUACGAGGUAGAAAGCCACCAUUGUUAGUAAAAAUAGCUCCAGAUCUAACAGAUCAAGAUAAAAAAGAUAUUGCUGAAGUUGUUUUAAAUAGAAAGGAAUCUCUUGGAGGGUUAAUUGUUAGUAAUACUACAGUGAGUCGACCAGACUCACUAAAAAGUUCACAUAAAGAUGAAGUUGGAGGCUUAAGUGGAGAACCAUUAAAAGAUCUUUCUACAAAGACCAUAUCUGAUAUGUACAGGUUAACUGAAGGAAAAGUACCAAUUAUAGGAGUAGGUGGCGUUGGUUCAGGUGAAGAUGCCUAUGAUAAAAUCAAAGAAGGGGCUUCAUUAGUCCAGUUAUAUACAGCUUUAAUUUACCAAGGUCCACCUGUUAUAGGCAAAAUUAAUAGGGAAUUAUCAGAAUUAUUAAUAAAGGAUGGUUAUAAAAGCAUUACAGAGGCAGUUGGAGCCAAUCAUAAAACAAAAUCAUGACAAAGGAAAGACUUAGGUUCAUAAAACUAGUAUCAAUUCUGCUGGACAAUAUUGACCAUGAGAACCACAUGACCAGUAUGUCUGUUAUGAAUCAUGUCUGGUAUAAAUUUGCUGCUUGAAUGUAAAAAGAAAUGAUGUUUAUUAGAUUGUGGCUAUGCUUGAGUAUGUCGAGAACAAUAUUUUUUAAAGAUCUUCAUAUAAGUUUGUAUAACAGAACUCAACAAUCCCCAACUUUUUUUGAGAUUUUUAAUUCUUGAGUAUAAUUGGUCAUUAUAGUUUUGAGUUAGAAAACAUCAUUUUGUAUUUUUCGUAAAUUUUUUUGACACCCAAUUUCUAAAAUUUUAGAAAUGUUUGAUUUAUUGCUGAAAUAGCUAUUGAAAACUAUAUAAAAGACAAGUAUAACAAAUAAUUCAAUAUGCUUUUCAAAUCUUUGGGAUAACUCCUUCUUCCAUUUUCUCAUAUGUCUCUUUGAUUAUUUGGUUGAAUUAUGAUUAUUGAUAUAAGUCAAAUUCUUGAGUAUAAUUGGUCAUUAUAGUUUAGAGUUAGAAAAUAUAAUUUUGUAUUUUUUCAUAAACUUUUUUGACUUACUAAAGUAUUAUUACUUUUACAAUUCUGCAAUUCUAUUUUAGCUUUGGGACUUUGACCUGAGAAUAUGGUAUCUUUAAGUUUUGUCAUCAGCAUUUAAUAAAAAAUCUGAUAUAAGGGGGAGGGGUAAAAAGGUUAAAACAUUCGGAAUAUUGCUGUCUCCUUUUCUACCAACUUAUAGUUUUAUGUAGUAUGGAAAUUAUGUAUCUUGCCUGUAAUUGUUACUAUCGAAGCUUCAUUUGUUUACACCGAAUAUUAUAAGUAUGUAACACUAUUUAUGAAGGUUCAUCCAUACAGCUGUUUUUUAUGAUUCAUUCUGUGAAUGUAAAAUAGUAUAGAAGGUACAUAAACAUAUGUUACCAUGUGUAUACAUUCUGAUCAAUAAGUAUGUACUGUUACAAAACAGGUUUUCCUUUAUAAAUUGAUAAAUUUCUGAUCAUUUUG